AACACAAUAAUAAUACCCAUUUUCCCAGCUAUAGUGAAAAAAGAAAGACUUGCUACUAUUACUACUCACUACUCUACUUUCUUCUUCUUCUUCUUCUUCUUCUUCUUCAUUUUCAACUCAUGGCUUUAGCAAACUCCGCCUUCAUCGCCCCCUCCUUCUCCGCCCUCCGCCGAUCCAGAAUCGCCCACUCCGACAUUCCUCCUCUCUACCUCACUGCUCAUUCCGACCUCCUCACUCACUCCGAAAUCCUCCCCUCAUACUCCCGAAUUCGGAGUGUUGUUGUCCAUUCCACUCCCAAUGGUCCGAAUGCUGUUGGUUCAACCUUUUUGAAAUCUGAACAAGGUGCUGAUUACGAUCCAACGCCAAUUGUGAUGAUAGAUCAAGAUUCAGAUUCUGAUGCAACCAUUGUACAGCUUAGCUUUGGGGAUCGCCUUGGAGCUCUCAUCGACACGAUGAGAGCAUUGAAGGAUUUGGGACUGGAUGUGUCUAAGGGGACUGUUGCAACUGAAGGUUCAGUCAAGCAAACAAAAAUUUAUAUAAAACGAUUAGACAAUGGGCGCAAAGUUGAGGAUCCUGAUAUGUUAGAGAUGAUUCGACUUACUGUCAUCAAUAAUCUGUUGAAGUAUCAUCCUGAAUCUAGUCGGCAACUUGCAAUGGGUGAGGCUUUUGGAAUUGAAGCUCCUGAAAAGAAGCUUGAUGUUGAUGUUGCAACUCGUAUACAUGUGAAGGAAGAUGGACCCAAGAAAAGCUUGCUCUACAUAGAGACUGCAGACAGACCAGGAUUGCUUGUUGAAAUCAUCAAAAUCAUUGCUGAUGUCAACAUUGACGUGGAAUCUGCAGAGAUUGAUACUGAAGGGUUGGUGGCCAAAGAUAAAUUUCAUGUCAGCUAUAGAGGGGCGGCACUCCCAAGUUCAUUGUCUCAGGUACUCUGGUUUCCUUAUUGGCACGACAAGGUGUCUCAAUUUCCCUUCAAUUUUCUAAUGAAGUUUUUGAAUGUGUAGGUACUAGUGAACUGUUUGCGUUACUACCUUCGGAGGCCAGAAACCGAUAUAGAUAGUUACUAAUACCAGAAAGUAAAAAUAAAAACACCCUUUGGCUGAAAACCAAAAUAUUAGGUGGUGUUGUUGUUGUUGUUGCUGCUGUUGUGAUUGUUAUUGUUGUUGUUGUAUUAAUUCACUCGAGCUGAGAAUGUGGUGUUGAGGUUGUGUGUUUUCGGGAUUCUGAGUUUAUAUGCCUUAUGUAUGGGAAGGGGGUUGGGGUGGGGUGGUGCCAUGAUUUAUCCUGAAAACCAAUGUGCAAGUGCAACUACCAAUAAGUAGUACAAUAGGAAUGGAUUUAGAAAUGUGUUUUUCCACGACUGUUUAA
Cannabis sativa is the source of this 1365-nucleotide messenger RNA. RefSeq names its product ACT domain-containing protein ACR12. Gene Ontology annotation, cellular component: chloroplast stroma; chloroplast thylakoid membrane. NCBI's taxonomy places the organism in Eukaryota, Viridiplantae, Streptophyta, Magnoliopsida, Rosales, Cannabaceae. The transcript has 9 exons. The coding region runs from base 120 to 1001 and encodes 293 amino acids. The record is from RefSeq and is a predicted model, not a curated record.